AUGUUGGCCAAGGCUUUGGAGGAAGGUAAAGAUUUGCGUCCUCUGCUCGAGCAAGCUUCUGCUGUCCAUGGAAAUUCGCUGACUACUGAAUCUAGCAACAUCUGGCUCAGGACUAUCAAGGCUAAUAAGCCAGAUAUGAUGAUGAACAACAUUUCCAUCUAUAUCGGACAUGGCGACGCAGCCAGAACGGAUGAUCUUGCAAAGGGCGCUGGAGGCGACUACCGCUUCCUUGACUGGACUCGUAACAUGACUGCCACGAAGUUUAUUACUGAAUUUUCCCUCUGGCGUCAGAGUAUUCCUCAAGGUGCACCUCCUGCAGGGUGGGAUGGAAUAACCGGUGACAUCAAUGCGGGUCGAGGGGGCGACAACCUCUAUCUUAUCUGGAAGAGUGAUGUUUACACUGGUUCUAAGUAG
Fusarium musae is the source of this 414-nucleotide messenger RNA. RefSeq lists its product as uncharacterized. The record is from RefSeq and is a predicted model, not a curated record. Bases 1 to 414 code for a protein of 137 amino acids. Lineage: Eukaryota; Fungi; Ascomycota; Sordariomycetes; Hypocreales; Nectriaceae. The transcript has 2 exons.